Molecule: messenger RNA, 14024 nt
Organism: Fundulus heteroclitus (mummichog)
Lineage: Eukaryota; Metazoa; Chordata; Actinopteri; Cyprinodontiformes; Fundulidae
Gene: kmt2bb
Product: lysine (K)-specific methyltransferase 2Bb
Exons: 36
Coding region: 1758-11606 (3282 amino acids)
Biological process (GO): positive regulation of DNA-templated transcription
Cellular component (GO): nucleus; histone methyltransferase complex
Molecular function (GO): protein binding; DNA binding; histone H3K4 methyltransferase activity
Source: RefSeq, a predicted model, not a curated record
CUCUCCCCCUCGCACUGCUAGCCAUCGGUGUGUGUUGUUGUUGAAGCAAUGAUGGCGGCGGCAGCGGGAUGCGGAUCAGCAACCGCGGCUGCCGUAGGAGGCCAAGGUGGAACCGCUGCGGCCAGAGGUCGUUUCCCCGGUCGGCCUUGGUCAUCGCGCAGUCGUUUGCGCUCCGAGAAGCGAUGGCAACUCGGGCGAUCAAGCUCAGAAGCUGAUGAUGUGACUAACGGAGGGCCGAGGCCCUCGAACCUGGCUCUUUCGUUAAACGAAGACCAGUCUCACUUGCGCCUACUCGGGAUAGAGGCAAGCCACAAGAUCCUCGGCCAGGCUGGAUAUAGCUCUAGUGGAAGCGAAGAGGGCGAUGACUUCAAAGGAUUUGAAGCAGACAAAAGAGGCUCUGCAGGAUCUGUGAUGCUGCAAAAGAGCUCUUCCAAAGGAAAUGCUGUCAGCACAAAAUCUAGGAGAAAAAGUGAGAAGCCGCCACAAAAAGUGCCAGCGAUCGAUGAGGCUGUCCCACCCGAUCCCGUGAAAGAUGCGAAAUGUCUUGGAGGAAAUGCACGGCAUAACUCUCGAAGCAACGCCAGCGAAGGAGUCGAAGAAAGCUUCCAAGGGAAAGAACACUAUGGACCAAGCGGCGGCGAAAAGCAGAGCUUCGGCGGCGGCACCGAGGAUUACAAUAAAGUUGGUGGCCAAAAAGAAAGUGAAAACCAUAAAGGAGCCGACGAAAAAAGCAGACAAGAAGCUGAAGGCGAAAGACGUGCAGGACCAGCCCGAUGUCGCGGGCAUUCAGGGAGAUCAGAUUUUAAGCGCUCAGAUAAAGUUAAAAACCGAGUCGUACGAGGAUGAACUCGGCCCCGGGGACAAAGCAGAGGGGACCAUACCUACAAGGAGGCGCGGGAGAUCUGCCGUGAAGGCAGCGGAGCCUGUAAGCCAGACUACUGCCAAAGUCCUGGUUGAUGACCAAAAAUCAAAAGAGAAACAACCAACCGACGCAGUUGAGGGCAGCGCGUCCGUGGAGCAAAAGCUGAACGUGAAAGACUUCAAGAAAAAGAAAGCGGCGCUGCCUCGGGGUCCUGGGGCUAAACAAGUGACGCGCAGAAGCACCAGAGGCACCAAGCUGCUCUCAAAAGACGCAACGGACGGCGCGUCUGAAACAGAAAGUAUGAGUAAACCCGCUACUGCUCCGGCCGAGUCCGAGUCAGAGGUUUCACACAGAGCUGAGGCUAAACCGGCGGCGGGGAGAGCGGGGCGAAGGCAAAGCAGAAGGCUAAAUAAAGAUAUUCCAGAAAAACAAGGCUCGUCGUCUGCAGAAGCGGAAAAGUUAGCCGCACGCGCCGGUGAAAGUUUGCCGGUUAAACUCGAGGAAAUGAAUGUCCCAAGCAUAAAGUUGAUAAAGAUCAGAAACCCCAAAUAUGACGCUCAGGCCAGUGGGAAGGCCUUAUCUCGUAAGAAAAAGCGGAAAAAAUAUAUUUGGACUUUAGCGCUGGUCAAGCUCGGAAGCGAAACCCCGCGGGCAGAAGAUACCCGGAAGGAGCCGACAGAGACGGAGAGCAAAGUGGAUCAGGUCGCCCCUUGUGACACCAGCGUGAAGAAGACUACGAAGGGACCGGGUAAAACGCCGCAGCAGGAAAGCGCGGCCCCACUGGAAAGCGUGGAAAGUGUCGAAAAGGAUCCCCAAAGCCUGGCCGACACCUGAAACAUCAAGUUCACACGUGCCGGCUGAGGCAAACCCCGUCUGUGAAGCUCCAACGCCAGAAAUGACUAAAGCAGACUGUGGGAAGGUGCCACCUCUUCAGAUCAAAAAGGUCUCCUCUCCCGGCAAACACAAAAGCUCAAAGCCGUCUUUUCUGAUUCAGCAGGUCAGCCCCACGUCUGAAAAGAAAGAGGAACACCUGAAAGAUCCGCCCGAGGUUCAAGAGGACAAGCCAUCUCUAGAGGAUACCGAGCUCAGUCCCACCAGGAGGCUAAGAAGAAGAGCGCCGAGCCUCGAGUCGCCACGGAAGAAACCCGUCGGCCAGAAACCGGCGACCGCCGACAGACGGAGGUUAAGGAAAACUCCCGCAGAAGAAGAAAUGCCGCAGGAGAAAGCCGAAGUUUCCCCCGAGGCGUCGACCGAGGAGCCCGCCCCUCCGGUUCCUCCAACAAACUCCUGCCCUGAUUUGGCUGAAGACCCGCCACAGGCGACCAGUUUAAACUCCUCCGACGUUCCCGAAAAGGAGAUCCCAAACGCCGCCGACGAUCCCUCGCAGACGCCGGCCGAGGUUUGUCCGCCGACGUCGGAGCCCACGCCAGAACCCACGCCAGAACCCCAGACCGAAGAGGCCAACCCGCUGCCCGUGCCUUCCAAACCCCGAAAACCUAGAAACCAUAAACAGUCCAAGAAGAAGAAGUCCGCUCAAAAGCAGAAGGCGGAUGUUUUGCCCGAUACCACAGUAGACGUGGCGCCCGACGAGGCGCCUGUCGCGCCCCCUGAAGCCGUCGACUUCAUUAACACGGAAGUGUUAACACCCGUCCAGGUGCAAGAUGUCCAGCCUUUGGUGGAAGAGGUCUGUCGGCUCGAGGAAAAGGAGAGAGCAGAGCCGGAACCGGAGCCCAAACAGCACCCGGUUUUAGUAGAAGAGGUAGAAGAGAGCCCGACGCCACCAACGGUGAAGGAGGAACCAGACAUGCAGUCUAUAGACAGCCAGCAGCUGGGAGGCAGCCAGGAGACGGCGGACCCCCCGACGAUGGACGGUCAGCAGCCGCCGGAGAGCCAGGCGGCGGAAAGUCAAACGCACGAGCCGCCGUCGUCCAAGAAAUCGUCCAAAAAGCUCAAAAAGAAACGCAAAAACUUAAUCGGCCAGCAUCAGAAACACAGGCACCGCGGCAGGGACGGGAAGUUCGCCCCGCUCAAAUCCCCCGAGGGCCAGCGUGCUUUUGAGGCGGACGCCGACGGCCCCCCGCUGCUGGCCGCUCCGCCUCCGCCCCGGAGCGCCGCGCUCGUCGGCGUGCAGAAGAAGUACAAGAAGAAGCACGCGGGCCUGCCCUUCGCCGGCGCCAAAAAGUCCAAAUCCCAGUCUAAACUCAUAUCCAAGCUGAUCGACAUGGGGAUGGAGAAAGGCGGCCUGAAGCAGGAAGAGGCCGACACGCCCGUGGACUCGGAGCCGCCGGACGUCGCUCAGGCUCAGCCGUGCAAGUCCAAGUUUGUGAAAAACAUCAAGCACUUCAUCAUGCCCGUCGUAAGUGCAAGGUCGUCCCGGGUGAUCAAGACGCCGCAGAGGUUCAUGGACGACGCGGGGAUGUCGGUGCUGCCUCGCAGGCACUCCCCCAAGAAGGGCCUGCAGCUGGGCCUGAACAUCCGCCCGGGGAAGAGGCGAGACGACGGGCCGGAGAGGCCGCUGUCGCCCAUCUUCCCCAGCGACGAGGAGGAUAUUCUGAGUGAGGCGCAGCUGGACGUGGAUCUGUUUUCAGCCCAGGACCUGGAGGACAGCAUCGAUCUGGCCGACAGCCUGUUUUUCGACUGCAAGAGCGAGAAGAGCGAGAAGAAGAAGCCACCUCUCAAGAACUCCGGCUUCAAGUGGAAUCUUCCCGAGGAUUCGUGCGAGGAGCUCUUCGCACUGGACGAAACCCCCGAGCGCAAAUGCGAGGAUCUGUUUUCAGCGGCCCCGGCGGAUAAGCUCCCGGAACCGCCGGCGGACCUCGCGGAGGUCCUGAAAAAGAAGAGCCCCCCCAAAUUGAACAAGCAGGCGGCUCACCUGAAGAUCUAUCAGAGACUAAAGAAGCCCGCCCUGGGGCUGCCUAAAAGCAAAGUCUCACAGGAGCUGGAGCCCGCCAGCAAACCUGCGCUGCCCCCGGUGGAUCUGGCUGAGGGACUGGACGACGAGGUCAUGAGCAUCAGCCUGAGACAGCGGGACACGAGCGUGGAGAAGGAGAAGGAGAAGUCCAAGAUCAAGAUCGAAGACCUGGACAGUCCCGGGGUGGUGAGGAAGGUUUCCGUCUGCGUCCGGGCGCCUAAUUCCAAUUCUCUCGUGCUGAAAGAAUGCGAAGAGGAAGUGUCUGUGGCAGUAAAAGACACCGCCCUGCGGGACUCAGGAGUGUUUGCAGGAGAGCGGUCGCUGGUGCAGAAGUCGGGUCCAGGGGAAGCCGUUGCUCAUGGGCACGUAGAGAAGGCGGCGCCACAAAGGGCACGCCUCACCAGCGCAAAUAAAAAAAUGCUGAAUCUCCUCAGGAAAGCGAAGGUUCAACUCAUUAAAAUCGACCAGCAGAAACAGCUCAAGUCCUCUGGGCUGUUAUCUGGCCCAGCUGGUUCCAGAUCUCAAGAUAUCGCCUCAAAGAGACACAGGAGGAAGCAGAGGGCGCAGGUUCCUCGUCCUCAGGUUCCCGUCAAGACCGAGCCGCUUCAAGGACAACCGCAGCUCAUCUCCCCGCUGUGCCAGGAGUUUCGUCGUGCUGGGGGUCCGCGCAUCAAGCACGUGUGUCGCGCCGCCUCCGUGGUGCUGGGCCAGCCCCGGGCCAUGGUACCCGACGACAUCCCCCGACUGAGUGCCUUGCCGCUGCAUGAGAGAUCCGGCAUUUCGCCGUCAGCCGUCGCUAAAGAUGUCGGGUCUCCGUCAGAAUCAGACAGUCAGAGCCUGUCGGACCCAAAGGCAACAAAGUCAAAGAAGCCAUCCAGUUUCGCGAAGAAGAAAGGGCUCGGUCCGUUCGGGUACCGCUCUCGAAGGUGUGGCAUCUGCAAAGGCUGCAACCACGAGGAGGACUGCGGGAGGUGCAUAAACUGCCUGGACAAGCCUAAGUUUGGUGGUCCCAAUACCAAGCGACAGUGUUGUGUGUACAAGAGAUGUGAUCAGAUCGAGGAGAGGAAAGCACGCAGACUUAGCGGCAGAGCGGCUCCCAAAAGUUCGUCUAAGCGGAGGCGGUCGUCGCUCAGCGGGGGGUACUCGAGCAACGAAGAAGGGAACGAGGUUGGCGGCGACUCGCCAUCUGGUCCCAACACAGACGGCCACAGCCCGUCGGUGAGGAAGCAGCCGAAGCGCGUCGUCAAGCCCCGCGUCUACUUCGACCUGGUGGAUUACGACUCGGAUCUCGACGACAAAGCUUUCUCUAGCUCUGCCUCCCCGGCGAGGAGGAGGGGCACCGGACCGCGCUUCAACCAAGACUUUGUGUCCCUGGACGGGUUCUUCGAAGACUUUUCAGACGAUGAAGUCAGACACCGUAAAUCCAGUUCACACCGGGUACCGCAGGGUCGACGGAAAGCUGAGAAGGCUCUUUCAUCUCAGGUUCCCAUGGAGCAGACUCCUCCCAGCGUCCUGGCUGCCCUCGCUCAUGGAUUUGAGCAGCGGGAAGUCGAGUCUUCUAAACCAACUCACAAAAUCAGGGUGGAUUUUAAGGAGGACUGCACCUUGGACAACGUCUGGAACAUGGGCGGUCUAAGUAUCCUGACCUCCGCGCCCGUCAUGCCGCCCUAUGUUUGCUUCCUCUGCGCCAGCAAAGGACAACACGAGAUGUUGUACUGCCAAGUAUGCUGUGAACCCUUCCACCAGUUUUGCCUUGAGCCCGCGGAUCGGCCCUCGGAGGAGAAUAAGGAAAACUGGUGCUGCCGACGCUGCAAGUUCUGUCACGUGUGCGGCGGGAAGAACAAGAUGUCCAAGCCUUUAUUGGAGUGUGAGCGAUGCCAGAACUGUUAUCAUGCUUCCUGCUUGGGGCCCAACUAUCCCAAGCAAAACAAGAAAAGGAAAGCCUGGGUUUGUACAACAUGCAUCCGGUGCAAAAGCUGCGGCGUGACCCCGGGGAAGACAUGGGAUACAGACUGGAACCACGACAAAGGCCUUUGUCCAGAUUGUUCAAGCCUCUUUGACCAGGGUAAUUACUGUCCAAUCUGCUUCAAGUGUUAUGAAGACAAUGACUACGACAGUCAGAUGAUGCAGUGCGGCUCAUGUAACCACUGGGUGCACGCCAAGUGUGAGGAUCUGACAGAUGAGCUGUAUGAGAUCCUGUCCAGCCUCCCUGAAAGCGUGGUGUAUUCGUGCCGGCCGUGCAGCGUCACCCAGCCCAGCGCCUGGAGGGAGCUGCUGUACAUAGAGCUCAGGGCCGGAGUGGAGAAGGUGUUGGCUUGCCUGCUCUCCUCCACCCUCACCCAGCACCUUGUUACAUGCUCACAGUGCGAAAGGUCCAUUGACCCCGACGGUGGAGCUGAAAACCAGCCGGCCUGUGACCUCCGAGCUGUUGGCAAAAAGUUCGACAAGGGCCUGUACACCACGCUGAAAAUGUUCCAUGAAGACGUGGUUCAGGUGAUACGAAAAAGGCUCGAACAAGAAGACCACCUCCCGGAGGAGCAGAGACCCACGGCCCUGGCCCGCUCUUACUACCUAAAGCUCCUUGAAGAGGUUUUUAACUGGUUUAACAGCCAAGACCCAGAGUUGUGGAACCUUUCUACCAAAGACUUGCCACCAGGGAUGUUGUCGACUGCCGUUCAUCCUCCCACGACGGAACACGUUUACGCCCAGUGGCAGGAGAGGAUGUCGUCCCGGCCGCCGCUAGGCCUCCUUCAGGACGACAACGAACCACAGAGCUUGGACAUAAAAGAGGAAGAGGCCGCUUCUCCGAUGUCGGGGGACUCAAUGGGCCGAAACCAUUUCAAGAAUAGCCGCAUGGCCAAACUCAAAGGGAAACGAGGCCGGCUUUCAAAAGCUGAUUUGGACACUGGGUGGUCUAAAGAGGACGAAAGGCAGUGCUCCUUGUGCCAGAAAUACGGCGACCUCAAACCUAACGAAGCUGGCCGGCUGCUCUACCUCGGCCAGAAUGAGUGGGCCCAUGUCAACUGCUGCUUAUGGUCUGCUGAGGUCUUUGAGGAAGAUAAUGGCUCUCUGCUGCACGUACACAGCGCUGUGACAAGGGGGCGAUUGAUGCGAUGCGAGCGCUGUAAUCAGACUGGUGCCACCGUGGGCUGCUGUCUGACAUCGUGUCAGAGCAACUACCAUUUCAUGUGUGCGCGCUCGCGGCAGUGCGUGUUCCAGGAUGACAAAAAGGUCUAUUGUCACAAACACAGACAUCUCAUCAGUGGCAGGAUGAUAACGGGUCAGGAGUUUGAAGUAAACCGGAGAGUUUAUGUGGACUUUGAGGGGAUCAGCCUUCGCAGAAAGUUCCUGACUGGACUGGAGCCCGAACUGAUCAAUGUGAUGAUCGGUUCCCUGCAGAUUGACAAGUUGGGGAUGCUGUCUGAACUUUCCGCCAGCAAAGGCAAACUGUUUCCUGUCGGUUUUCAGUGCUCCCGGUGGUACUGGAGCACACUGAACCCGCUGCGUCGGUGCAGAUACACCUGUAAGGUCCGGGAGGUGCGACCCGUCGUCCCAGAGAAGCCUGUGGAGGAAAUGCCCGACCAGGGAGACAAUCACACUAUUGCUCACAGCCCGCGUCGGCUACCUGAAUCUGCUGCCCAGGAGGCGGAGGAAACAGAUGCCCACCCCCCUGCAGACGAAUCCUUUCAUCCAGGUCUUCCCACAAAGUCUGAUCACAGCACGAAGCCAAAAAUACCCAGUCACCCCCUUCAUAGGAGACCAGCUGGAGGUCUGUCCCGUCCUCUGCCAUGCCCGGGUGUAGUCCAGACAAAACCCCACCACAUCCUGACCAUAAGUGACCUGGAAGAGACCCGAAGAGCUCGCCGCCACAGCCCGCACUCACAGACGCCAGGCCUGCGCAGUCGCAUGUCCCCUCCUCCCGUGGCUCCCCUAACCGGACCCAUUACCCUCCGCGCUGGCAAGUCUCCUCACCCCACCUCCCCUCUGUUUCCGCUCGGCGUUUCCGACGCCCUCAUGAAUCCGUCCCGCUCAGUCGGCGGCAGGAACGCCUCCUCGGUCCGCGCCGCGUCGUUCUUCCCCCAGUCCCACUGGCAGGACGGCACCGCCUCCAUGCAGCAGCUGCCGAGAAACCGCCUGUCGUUUGACAUCAGCGGCCCGGACUCGGUCGAGGUGCCGCACAACUUCUUAGCGUCGCCGGAGCCUGAAGACGUGUCUCCGGCGAACGGCGCGUCGCCCCACGGAGACGUGGGCAAGCACGACGACCAGUUCCCCUACGGUUCCUUUCACAGAGACUCCGGCUUGAGUCUGGGCGAGGAGAUGCGGACAGAGCUGGAGAUCGAGGAGACGCUUCUGAACGAAGGGGUGGCUAUGAACUGCGGGGGGCAGAUAGUGGUGGAGGGAGACGAUGCGGCGCAGUUCUGGGGAAGAACCAAAGAAGUGCAUAAGAGGAAAGCCCUCGUUGCAAACCUUCCACGUUGUGCCGCCUCAGCAAAGGAAGACCUGGGAAGCACCUCCUCGGACGAUGACAUGGAGCACUAUUUAAACUUCUCCCGGACCGUGGUCAGCUGCCCACUCCCCAAAGAUCGGUCCAAGUCUCCUUCCUCCUCUUCGGGCCGGCCCUUGGCUCAGCUGGACGGGAUAGACGACGGCACGGAGAGCGACGCCAGCGUAGCGGCGACUGACGACGCUCAGAAAGUCGAUGGGCCCGGUAAGAACCAGAUACAAAGAAAAGACCUUCACAUUAAACGUCCUGAAAUGACCAACAGCACGAGAUUCGCCGGUCUCUCGUUUGAAACGGAGCCUUCAGCCGCGAGAGACAUUACAACUGAGGGUCCCGCCCGACGUCCACCGAUAUCCUGUGAUGCCACAAGCACUCCUCUGAUAGAUCAGGAAUCUGUACUUCCUUCUCCGAUUGUCGAGUCUCUUCCUAGCUUACUCACUAAGGUGCCUGAGACGUCCUAUUCGGAGGAGCUCUUAUCCGGGUCCAGCUUAGGCUUCGCCUCCGACGCGCCGCUCGUUCUUGAGAGAUGUUUCACAGAGCUGCUUCCUGUUUUACAAGGGACUGAAAACCAAGAGGCUGACACCUGUACAGGCGUGACCACCGAGUCUGACGGUCCCAGCUUCACGCCUUCAGCCGACGGUCCGGCGGUUUUGAUGAACCACAUCGCGUCUAAUCUGAUGGACCCAGCCGACAACAACCAGAGCUCCAUGCUGGGCCUUCUCCAGCCCUCCCCCUUCUCGUCUGCCGACGUACAAAACCCGCCGCAGUGUCUCGUAGACGCCCUUGAGGUGUAUUCGUGUUUACCGGGUUUCAGUCAUCCUCCCCUGACCAGUAUUACACUUCAGCCAGUGCCGACGGCUCAAGAGUCCCACGGCUUCCCGUGCGUCGAGCCGCCAUCGGCUAAACUGACAAGCCUCACUCCCGUAGAAGACGUUAGCCAAACGCAGCUAAACGAGCGUCAGAACGACCCGGCCUUACCGGCUGCCUUAGGGACGGCUUCCCCGGCUGAAACCUGCGCGGCUCUCUUCUCCGCUCAAACACAGCCGUUCGGCUCUGUGACCACCGUUGCUUCCUCUGCCUCCCUGUCGACUCUUCCCGGGCUGCUGGCGCAGUGCUCAGCCGCGGCUCCGUCGGCGCUGCAGCCCACCUCCGCGCCCGUGGUCCUGAACGGCUACAGCUCCGCCUCCGUGCAGAAGGAAGCCACGUCCAGUCACACCAUCUCCAUCAACUUCUCCACUCCAAGGCCAGCCAUCGAGCCCCACCAGCACGUGUUGCCCCAGGCGUUGCCCGGUCACGCCAUCCUCACGGUGAAGGAGGUAGGGGGUCCGAAUGUCGACCCCACCCCUCAUGUGCUGCUGGUGAACCGCCUCGGGCAGAUCUUCGUGAAGAACCCCGAGAGCAACACCUUCCAGCUGCCCACUCCCAACUCCCCAUCCUACAACUGCGUCACCCAGAUCGCCAGCCUUUUGCAGAGCAACACGCUUUCGGCCACUCUGGCCGCGGCGGGCAACAUGACCGCCCCGCCGCCCGCCGGCAACGCGGCGCCGGCUCCCGCUUCCGUCACGCCGGCGGCCCAGAGCCCGGCUACCGUCACGCAGCUGCUCGCCCACAACAGCAACGGUGCCGUGGCCUCGGCGAAUUCGAAGAAGUCGCGGAAAAACCCGAAAACGUCGAAAGACGAGACGGUCGCAGAGCUGAAGAAACCAAAGAAGAAGAAGGAGUCCAGUUCAUCCAGGAAAUCCAAGUCCUCCAAGGCUGCCGGACAGCCUGCCUUAUCCGCUGAGAACCUCCCGAUGACUCCCGCCGAGAGCGCCCAGGCCAUCAUCAAUCAAGCGAUGGCGAGUAACUACACCCCCAAAUGGAGCGGGCUCCGGACAAUGAGUCCGUCCUCCCUGGUUUUACCCCCGGGCCUUCUAAUUGAGCCCGAGUCUCCGGUGUCCCCACGUUCGCCUUCACCGCCAGCGGUGCCGCCGCCGCCGCCUCCUCCUCCAGCACCUCGCCCUCGCUCCCACGUCCGCAUGAAGAGAGUGUCUUCGCUCUCGGACCGCAUCGUCACAAAGAAGUGUAAAGUUGACUUCCUACCACCAGAGGGCAUCAGCGAGGAGGAGGAGCCGCGCAAGCCGGCUUUUCCAACGGCGUCCAGCAGGGCGUCAGGAGUUCGCAUCAAAACGCCGACAGUGAAGGGGGUCCUAAACCUGGACGAGUUGAAGGAUGAGCGUCUCAGUGACUCUGAUGACUCGGGAUCUGACCCUUGGAGCUUCCUGUCUCCGGGUGAACCAGGAAAGCAGCAGCCAAAGGAAGCUGUGGGUCAUGUCAACCUGACAGACUGGAAGAAAUACACAGGAUCUGCUUCCACCUCGGAUGAUGAAGCAACUCCGUCCGACGACAAUGAAGGAUGUCCAGCCAACAAAGACCAGCCGCAUCUGAGGUUUGAGAUCACCAGCGACGACGGUUUCAGCGUGGAGGCCGACAGCGUUGAGGUGGCCUGGAAAGCCGUGGUUGAUGGCGUGCAGGAGGCGCGAGCGAUCACGAGGCUCAGGCCUCUGACUUUUCAGAAAGUAACAGGCGCCCGUAUGCUGGGACUGAUCCACGACGCCGUGGUGUUUCUGCUGGAGCAGCUCGAAGGAGCCCACCGCUGUCAGCGGCAUACUUUCCGUUUCUUCAAGCAGUUCAGCCAGGAAGACGACCUGCCUGUGAAUCCCACUGGCUGUGCCCGCUCCGAGCUCUACGUUAGGAAGUCUACGUUUGAUAUCUUCAACUUCCUGGCUUCGCAGCACAGACAGCUUCCAGACAUUGGACCAUAUGAUGAUGAGGAAGAUGAAGUUCUUCUGAAAUCCACAAGACGGGCUACCAGUUUGGAGCUGCCCAUGGCCAUGCGAUUCAGACACCUGGAGAGGACGUCCAAGGAGGCGGUUGGCGUCUACAGGUCUGCGAUUCAUGGACGGGGUCUGUUUUGCAAGAGGAACAUUGAAGCCGGAGAGAUGGUCAUCGAGUACGCCGGCAUCGUUAUUCGCUCGGUGCUCACCGACAAAAGAGAGAAGUACUAUGAUGGGAAGGGUAUCGGCUGCUACAUGUUUCGUAUCGACGACUUCGACGUGGUGGACGCGACGAUGCACGGCAACGCGGCCAGGUUCAUCAACCACUCCUGCGAACCCAACUGCUACUCGCGCGUGAUCAACGUGGAAGGCCGGAAGCACAUCGUCAUCUUCGCGCUUAGGAAAAUCUACCGGGGCGAGGAACUCACCUACGACUACAAGUUCCCCAUCGAGGACGCCAGCAACAAGCUCAACUGUAACUGUGGGGCCCGGAGAUGCCGCCGCUUCCUCAACUGAUGACUCUGUUUGUUUUUUUUUUUCUUAAAGUGGUGGAUCCUUGGUCACUAGUAAGCCUUAUAACUAAGGCGGUAAGCAUCAGUCUGCACAGCCUGGAAUAGGGAUAACCACUAUGAGACUGACUGGAAACGUGCUGGUCAGGAAUGAUCCAUUGUGUGGCCUGGAAAGGAAGGAAAAUCCUACUUUUUGCAAGUUUCCUGCCUCACAUUUCCACCUUUUUUUUUGUUUUUUGUUUUUUUUUGUUUCGAGGAACCUUCACGUGUUUGGCUGAUGCUGCAGUUAGCCAGGAAAUGGUUUUUGAUAUUCGUAAUAUGACUUUUGAAGCGGACGCAAAGAGGGGAGUUCCUCUAGUUCAAAUGGAGGAUGCCAACACUCACCAAGCCUUAUGUGUUUGCUGAAAAUCUAUCUUUAGCUAAACUUUGGUUCCUUACACGUUUCUUUCUUCUUCUUUUUUUUUCUUUUCUUUCAGACGGGAUUCAUAAAUAGUUCACAAUUACUCUGUUUAGUUCUUUUUGUUUUGGGGAUUAUAGCCCCCUCUGUGCAGUGGCGACGUCUGUUUUUUGAGCCAUACAUUCACCCAGUCAUGUACAUGUGUGUUUUUAAUUUACUUACAAUCAACAUUUGUCUAUUUUUUUUUAUAUGUAAAUUUUGUUUAUAACUAAGCAACCAUGGUGCUAAAGCUUUGAAAGCUUUCGUUUUUCUUUAGUUGGACUAAGACGUCUCGAGAAUCAGGAGUUGUCUAGCUGUAUAUUCUACUCUCCCUGCUGAGAUCGCCGACGUGAAACCUUUGCACUCGAGAGCAUUACUCCUAAAAAAAAAAAAAAAAAAUCACUGGCGUGCCGAGAUUUUCCGACUAGCAUCGAGCGUCCGCUGGUUUUCGCCCAGCGUUCAUUGGAUGCAAUGCGCUGGCGGUAUCAUGGUGUCAUAGAUAUAAAGACGGAAAGCGCGUCUUAAAAGACGCGGCGUUCGUUCUGCGUAUGUAGCAAACACUACCCAUGCCAAAAGUUGAAGGGAGGGAAGAAAAUUUUAAAUAUUUUAUUUUCUUGUUCGAUAAUCUUUAUUUUUUAUUUUUUUUUUCCUACUGCAAUAAGAGUUGGCAGCCCGGCGCUUGCUCACGAAUAAACGUCACAUCAAAACAUUACCUUCAUCUUUCUGAGACCUGCGACAGUCUCUCUAGAAGUCAGGGAGAGCUCCGGGGACAAAGAGCAUUUGCUACUGAGCGCGUUGCGUUCGGCUCGGGCCAGCCGAACGUCGGUCGGCGCAGAGCGGAGCCAGGAGGGGCAUUCUGCACCUUUUUUUUAAGUAAAAAUUAAAAAAAACAAAAAAAACAAAGUCUAAAUGUUGUAAGUUUGAUGUUCAAUACUGUUAAUGACGAGGCUAAAUCGAAGCGACGCCGUUCCGCUUGUUGAUCGUAUUUAUUCACGUUUUGGAUUUUUGUGUUUUUAAUGGUGAAAGGUCGUGCUGUGUAUAAUGCGGUGGCGCUCUAGUGUACUGAUACGAUUUCCUCCUCUUUCGCAUCUUUCUUUUUUUGUUUACAGCUGACGUCCUUCGUUUCAUUUACUUGAAUUUUCAUUUCAGGCCGUUACGUCAUACAUUUAAGCCUUUUAUGUGACUUCCUGAAACAGUUUUUUUUUGUUUUUGUUUGUUUUAAAGAAGCAUUUUUAUUAAUUUUAUUUUUGUAUUAUAAUACUGUCUAUCUUAGUAUCAGCGACAGGAGUUAAAAGUGAGCACUUUUUGCCUACUAAAACCCACUCUCUCUCUCUCUCUCUAUAUAUAUAUAUAUAUAUUUUUUUUUUUUUUUUCUUUGCCCCUCCAUCCUGUUUUAGAGACUCAACAGAGCAAAUGUACAUCAUGUUUUCUCAUUUCCUCAUUAGCACGACCUAUGCUGGGAUGGAGCCCAGAUUAGCAGAGCAGAGUCAGUCCUAACCUUCAAGGAUUUCUACCUCAGCUGCUUUAACAGACAUUUGGGAAUACUGAUGCAAAAAGAGACUUUGAUUAAAAGAACUGAAACGCUCGGUUUUAAUAUUCUUGUGUGUGUGUGUGUGUGCGCGUGUGUGUAUAUAUUGUGUGUUUUUCUUUAAUUCUGUGUGCAUGGAAAGAAGGCUGCAGAAGCACUAGUUAAAAAAGCAGAGGUUAUGACCAUCUCUCCCAGGAUCUGUUAAGAAAGCUGUAUGUUAUAUAUACACACCUAAAUAAAUAUAUAUAUAUAUAAAUAUAUAUAUAUAUAAAAAAUCUAUAAAAUAGGGUUAUUUUAAAGUGUAAAAGACAUAGAAAUGAGAAAAUGUGCCCUUUAUUGUGUACAAAUAAACCGAGUUUGUAAAUAUUUGUAUAUACAUUUCUAAACCUGUUUAAUUUUCUAUGCACUUUUUUUUAUUUAUAAUGUUACUUGCCUAAUAAAGAUGUUAAGAUGUUUGAUCA